Dictyostelium discoideum AX4 is the source of this 147-nucleotide messenger RNA. RefSeq lists its product as hypothetical. The record is from RefSeq and is a predicted model, not a curated record. The transcript is spliced from 3 exons. Lineage: Eukaryota; Evosea; Eumycetozoa; Dictyosteliales; Dictyosteliaceae. Bases 1 to 147 code for a protein of 48 amino acids.
AUGGAGGGUAUCAUUGUUGGUAAUUUAGGUACAGCGGCAAUAAUUGAUAUAGCAGGUUUAGCAAAUGAAGUUUUAUUUUUAGGUGAUCAUUAUCGAUAUUGGGAUUUGCAACAUUGGGUAAACCAGCAAAAGUUAAUGGGUCUCUAA